Molecule: messenger RNA, 1720 nt
Organism: Jaminaea rosea
Lineage: Eukaryota; Fungi; Basidiomycota; Exobasidiomycetes; Microstromatales
Product: alpha-galactosidase
Exons: 2
Coding region: 356-1690 (444 amino acids)
Biological process (GO): carbohydrate metabolic process
Molecular function (GO): alpha-galactosidase activity
Source: RefSeq, a predicted model, not a curated record
ACCAAGACUUGCUUCUCUAUCCGCUCUCCCCUCUUCAAUCGUCGAGGCAAGUGCUUGACAUCUCAUAGCGGCAGGUCUGCAUGCGAUCGUAGUCUCUCCAGAAGGAACAAAGUGUCAGCGGAGAAAUCGCCUUGCCGGGCAAGUGAUGACCAAGUGGGGGGCUCCGAGGGGCCUGCGUGGGGCCCGCGUGGGGGGCUCCACAUCAAGAAUCUCUCCAAGCGAAACAAUUUAGCGAAUCCCCCUCCCACUGCGUCUACGGAUAAGUUUGCCGCCCUCGUCUGUGCACCUAGCACAAGAAUUCUUCUUGGCCAAGGGGCUCGCACACGACGAUAUAAAGUAGCAGUCGCCGCGAUCAAUGCUCACUCCUCGUCAAUCUUUAGCCAACAUGCUUCCCCUCUCCCUGCUCGCCACUAUCCUGGCUCUUGCCUCACUCGCGCAUGGCGGGAGUAAUGGAUUGGGACAGACACCGCAGAUGGGAUGGUCCACUUGGAAUGCCUACGGCUGUGAAAUCGACGCAGACAUCAUCAUCGAGAGCGCAAAGCAGCUCGCCGACCAGAUGAAGCCGUUUGGCUACGAAUAUCUCAACAUUGACGACUGCUGGCAAGCCGCGGAGCGCAAUGCACAAGGCGUCCUCGAGGCGAACAAGACGAGGUUCCCGGAUGGUCUAAAGGCCGUUGUUGACCAGAUCCACGACUUGGGACUCAAAGCCGGUAUCUACUCCUCCGCUGGAACCAUGACGUGCGGCCGCAAGAUCGGCUCGCUUGAUCACGAGGAGACUGACGCCCAGAGCUGGGCUGACGCCGGGUUCGACUAUCUGAAGUACGACAACUGCUUCGCGCAAGGACGUUCGGGAACGCCGCAGUUCUCCUACGACCGCUACAACAAGAUGGCGACUGCUCUUAACAACACUGGCCGACCCAUCUUUUACUCUCUCUGCAACUGGGGUGAGGAUGGCCCCUGGAACUUUGCAUCUACAAUUGCCAACUCAUGGCGCAUCUCCGGAGACAUAACGAAUUCUUUCAAUCGCGAGGAUGAUCGCUGCCCGUGCACGAGCGUGGUUGAGGGCGAUUGCAACACGCAAGGAUAUCAUUGCUCAGUAGAGAAAAUUGCCAACUUCGCUGCCCCCCUCGGACAGAAGGCUGCUCCUGGCGGAUGGAAUGACCUCGAUAGCCUCGAGGUCGGCGUGAGCGUGGGCGAGGGAUUGACACUCGACGAGUCCGUCACCCACUUCACGCUGUGGAGCAUGAUGAAGAGUCCCCUCAUUCAAGGCCCAGUCUUUGCCGACCUCUCGAGCCAAGACCGUGCUGUCCUCACCAACGAGCACGUCAUCGCCAUCAACCAGGACCCUGGCUCCACCCCCGCCAUUCGCCUACAGUCAGGCAAGCAGCAAGUCUGGCAGAGCACGCUUAGCAACGACAGCUAUGCGGUGGCGCUGGUCAAUUUCGGCGAGUCCAAGUGGGACGUCGAGCUGCCCCUCUCUGAAGUCUUCUUUGACGAUCGCAAGCUGGCCAAGGCGUCGUGGACUGCGUACGACUUGUGGAGCGACACGGACUUCCAGAAUCCGCCGCGCAAGCCUGGUCAGAGCAAGUUGCAGGGUAUGAGCGUGCAGGGCAAGCUGCCGCGUGUUGAGCUCAACCCGCAUCAGACGAGGGUAUGGAAGCUCACUCCCAAGAAGCACGACGAGUUGUGAAGCGACGAAAUGUCAAGAUGAGGCUCCUUG